UUUUGUUCUUAUUUCAGGCUACAGACAAGAGAAAAGCUUUAGAAGAGACCAAAGCCUAUACAACCCAAUCCCUAGCUAGUGUUGCUUAUCAAAUAAAUGCAUUGGCCAACAAUGUACUCCAAUUGCUGGACAUCCAAGCCUCUCAGCUUCGGAGAAUGGAGUCUUCCAUCAAUCAUAUCUCACAGACAGUGGACAUUCAUAAAGAGAAAGUGGCUCGAAGGGAGAUUGGUAUUUUGACAACAAAUAAGAAUACAUCAAGAACUCACAAAAUAAUAGCACCUGCAAAUAUGGAGCGCCCUGUAAGGUAUAUUCGGAAACCUAUUGACUAUACAGUUCUGGAUGAUGUGGGCCAUGGUGUCAAGCAUGGAAAUAACCAGCCUGCAAGAACUGGCACACUGUCGAGAACAAAUCCUCCUACUCAGAAACCACCAAGUCCUCCCAUGUCAGGCCGGGGAACAUUGGGACGGAAUACGCCUUACAAAACCCUGGAACCUGUUAAACCUCCAACAGUUCCUAAUGACUACAUGACCAGUCCGGCUAGGCUUGGAAGUCAGCAUAGCCCAGGCAGGACAGCUUCUUUAAACCAGAGACCGAGGACACACAGUGGAAGUAGUGGGGGAAGUGGAAGUCGAGAGAACAGUGGAAGCAGCAGUAUUGGCAUUCCCAUUGCCGUGCCUACACCUUCACCACCCACUAUUGGAUCAGCGGCCCCGGGCUCAGCUCCUGGUUCCCAGUAUGGCACAAUGACCAGGCAGAUUUCUCGGCACAACUCUACCACUUCCUCGACAUCUUCUGGUGGAUACAGACGAACUCCCUCUGUGACUGCUCAAUUUUCUGCUCAGCCUCAUGUUAAUGGAGGUCCACUUUAUUCUCAGAAUUCAAUUUCUAUUGCUCCACCCCCUCCCCCUAUGCCUCAGUUGACUCCACAGAUACCUCUCACAGGCUUCGUGGCCAGGGUGCAGGAAAACAUUGCUGAUAGUCCAACUCCUCCACCACCGCCUCCACCAGAUGACAUUCCAAUGUUUGAUGACUCUCCACCUCCACCACCACCACCUCCAGUGGAUUAUGAAGAUGAGGAGGCUGCAGUAGUUCAGUAUAAUGACCCAUAUGCAGAUGGGGAUCCUGCGUGGGCCCCUAAGAAUUAUAUUGAGAAAGUUGUGGCAAUAUAUGAUUAUACAAAAGACAAGGAUGAUGAGCUGUCAUUUAUGGAGGGUGCAAUCAUUUAUGUAAUAAAGAAGAAUGAUGAUGGCUGGUAUGAAGGAGUCUGCAAUCGAGUGACUGGUUUGUUCCCUGGGAACUAUGUUGAAUCAAUCAUGCACUAUACUGAUUAAAACUUUUUGCUUUUAAAGUAGGUUCUUAUUAUUAUUCAGUCAUACUGUGGGACUAUUAAUGGUUAACAAAAUUGUCUUAAAAUGUGCCCAUAUUUUCAGGACAUGCUGUUUUAUUGGUAUAAUUGAACGUCUACCUUGUAAGCAUAAAUCUUUGAGGCAGUUUGUUUAUUGCUCAACAGCAAUUUAUACAAGAGCUGUCCAUAACUGUUUAUGCUUAUAUACUUACUUACACAAUGUUAACUUUAUGACCAGCUUAAAUAUUCUGGGGAUCUGGGGUAUAAUAUUUAACAAAUCAUGAUUCAGACUGUACCAUUAAUGUUUCAGUGCAGCAUGGUUACUAAUGCUAUGUCAGACUAAUAUUAAAAUCAGAAACUUAAAUGCUGGUGCUGGUCAUACCUUUUGUUUAGACUCUCUCAUUCUUGAACUAUAACUAUUUGUUUAAAGCAUGCAUACAAAUUAAUUAUUGAAAUAUACUUCUUAAAAAUCCAGGAUGCUUCCAAUUUGUGUGAUAUUUUCUUGGAGUACUCGUACUUAGGUCUCUUGAAAUGAAUCGGGUCUCUAAGGUUUCCAUGUGAAAUAAAACAAACAAAAAAGGGUUAUCUAUAAUGUUGUAAUUUGUAACUAAGUUUUUUAAUGAGUGAAUUUGCAUUAUAAAUUUUUUCCACUCACAAAUACUUAAGUGAACCAAAGGUUUUUGUCCUUUCCUUCACUGAUUUGUUUUUAAAAAAA
Myotis davidii is the source of this 2060-nucleotide messenger RNA. It is a transcript of the gene ABI1, whose product is annotated as abl interactor 1. The record is from RefSeq and is a predicted model, not a curated record. The transcript is spliced from 9 exons. Gene Ontology annotation, cellular component: intracellular anatomical structure; lamellipodium. NCBI's taxonomy places the organism in Eukaryota, Metazoa, Chordata, Mammalia, Chiroptera, Vespertilionidae. The coding region runs from base 156 to 1331 and encodes 391 amino acids. Gene Ontology annotation, molecular function: cadherin binding; SH3 domain binding.